Messenger RNA from Scatophagus argus, 1985 nucleotides. It is a transcript of the gene fgf20b, whose product is annotated as fibroblast growth factor 20b. The transcript is spliced from 3 exons. Gene Ontology annotation, molecular function: fibroblast growth factor receptor binding; growth factor activity. Gene Ontology annotation, biological process: fibroblast growth factor receptor signaling pathway; positive regulation of gene expression; positive regulation of protein phosphorylation. Bases 573 to 1217 code for a protein of 214 amino acids. The record is from RefSeq and is a predicted model, not a curated record. Gene Ontology annotation, cellular component: cytoplasm. Lineage: Eukaryota; Metazoa; Chordata; Actinopteri; Scatophagidae.
ACACCCCACCGUCAACUCUCCCUCUUCCUCCUGGGUUGUCUCCUAUUUUAUGCCUUGGGAAAAGGGGGGAAAAAAUCCCUGCCAGGGCACGUCUGAACUGUGACAGCCCCGCCCAUUACUAGUCCUGUGGUUUUGCACCUGCCUCACCACCCCUGCCACUUAGAGCGCAAAAACCCUCCAGGAGCUCCUGUACCUGCACUGCAGCGUUUAUUCAGCCUUCACUGCCGUGUCUCUGCUGUGUCUCCUUCACGGGUCCACUGAGGCAUCGCCACCGUCCAAUGUGAACAGGUAUAUGCAACAUGAGGACAUCUGAGGAGCGACUGCAGCCCAACCCCAAAUGAUGAAGACGCAGCGGUGAAGAUAAAGAAGAAGACGAAGGAGAAAUCGGUGCAGCCGGGAGCAGAGAUUUACUGAGUGAAAUCCGCGCGUCUGCGUGUCCAUGUACAUGUGCAAAGUAACGCGAAGGUGGACGUAAACAUGCAAUAAGUGACAGAGGCAACCAGGUAGUCUACUACGCAAGAGCGCUCCCUCUGGACCUCCUCACUGAACUUUACCCGCUGAGCUUUGACGCGAUGGCUGCCGCCGCUGCUGCUACUGCUCUGGGGGAAGUUGGAGGCGUCUUGCACGGCAUCGAGGGUGUCCCACAGGUCGGGUCCCAUUUCCUGCUGACCCCUCUUGGGGACAGUCCAACGCUGCUAGGGGAGCACCUCAUACCUGGGGACAGGCUCUCCCGGAGCACCACGGCGGAUUUAACGCACCUCAAAGGGAUUCUCAGGAGGAGACAGUUAUACUGCAGAACUGGGUUUCAUCUUGAAAUACUUCCGGAUGGCACAGUGCAAGGCACGAGGAAAGACCACAGUCGUUUUGGUAUUUUGGAAUUCAUAAGCCUUGCUGUUGGGUUGAUAAGCAUUAGAGGGGUGGACAGUGGACUCUAUCUGGGAAUGAACGACAAAGGAGAGCUGUAUGGCUCUGAUAAGCUCACAGCUGAAUGUGUCUUCAGGGAGCAGUUCGAGGAGAAUUGGUACAACACAUACUCCUCCAACCUCUACAAGCACGGAGAUAAAGGGACGCGUUACUUUGUGGCAUUAAAUAAAGACGGGACACCAAGGGACGGGACUAAAUCCAGGCGGCACCAGAAAUUUACACACUUCUUGCCAAGGCCUGUGGACCCCGACCGUGUGCCAGAGCUGUACAGGGAUGUCCUGGGACACAGCUGAGACCUGGAGCCCUGGUCCAGUUCAGGAAUAGCUGCUAAACCCCCUGGCAGGCAGGAAGCAGAGAAAAGAAGAUGGAUGCAGCCAUGGGGAUGUGGCCGGGGCAGGCUGGUGGACAGCAGCCCGAUCAGCAGGGAUGAAGGCUCCGGGGCCUCUCAUAGGAAUGCAUGGGCCAUCUCUCAGCAGCCAGGAAGACAGACUAGAAUGUCUGCACACUCGGUAUAAGGGGGUCAUUUGUUUGAAAUUAUGGAUGACCCUAAAAAGUACCUGCGUGAAAUUGGAGACGAAUGGGAAAUGGAGCUGGAUGGUCAGGAAGCAUCUCCUCUGGUCACACAGAGGCGUCAGCUGAUGCAGAGUCCGUGGGAAUCUGUACUAAAUCUGUACUCAUCACGAAAUGGUACUUUUAACUUGGGUACUGUGUCAGAGAGAAGUAGUUUGUUCAGAAGGACUUUGAAGGAAUACUCUUUCUUUUUCUUACCUGUGUCUAGUCUUCUUUGGAAAGAGCUAAAAAUGUAACAAUUUAUUUAUUCAUUUUAGAUACAUAUAUUUAUGUUAUAUAUUUAUUUAUUUGAGAAUAUAUUUUUACAGUUAGAUACAUGAAAUUUAGAAAACAACUAGAAACUGUAUCGAUUAUAUAAAGACUGAGACACUGUACCUUUAUGCCUUUUAUUCUGAAAAAGCUCUGCUAGUGUUAAUACUGUAGAAUGACCACAAAUAUGAAACAUAUUAUCUCAAUUUGGAAAAUAUUCCCACAUCUGAAAUGCAUUUAAU